AUGCUUUCUUACUUGGAACUUGCUGCAAACACUUCGGGGAAGUUGGGGAACAGGACUUCGCCGUAUUUGCUGCUGGACUUUAACGAAGCCGUGCUGGAGGACUGGCGCUCCCUGGCCAAUGGCUACGUGAAGCGCAGCGGGGAGUCGAGCGUCAAGGUGCUGCUGGUGGCUGCCUACUCCGUCAUCAUUGUUAUCUCCCUGUUCGGAAAUACCAUGGUGUGCCACGUGAUUCUCAAAAACAAGCGCUCCCAGUCGGCCACCAGCGUGUUCAUCAUGAACCUGGCCGUGGCCGAUGUUUUCAUCACUGUACUGAAUACGCCUUUUACGCUGGUACGCUUUGUGAACAGUACAUGGGUGUUUGGAAGAGCAAUGUGUCACAUCAGUCGAUUUGUACAGUAUUGCUCUCUGCACGUGUCCACUCUCACCCUCACGGCAAUUGCAAUGGACCGACGACAGUUGAUCUUACAUCCUUUAAGACCCCGCAUGUCGCCGACUCAGGGCAGUGUCUGGGUGGCUGUCAUCUGGAUAAUGGCCAGCUGCUUCUCCCUUCCACAUGCCAUCUACCAGAAACUGUUGACUUUCAGGUUCAGUCAGGAAAAGGAGCGCAGCCUGUGUGUCCCAAACUUCCCUGAGCCAUCGGACGUCUACUGGAAGUACACUGACCUCCUUACCUUCUUCCUCCUUUAUAUGCUGCCCCUUGUCAUCAUCACAGCAUCUUACACCACUGUGGCCCACCGAUUGUGGCACCACAAGGCCAUUGGCGACGCCACAACAGUUCAGCAUGCCAACCAGAGGAAGAAGCGACGCCGCACUCUGGCCAUGUUGCUGAUCGUGGUGGCCGUUUUUGCUAUCUGCUGGUUCCCACUCAAUUGUUAUGUGGUGCUUCUGUCUAGUGAGGCCAUCCACUCGUCAAAUGUUCUUUACUUCUGCUUUCACUGGCUGGCCAUGAGCUCCACCUGCUAUAAUCCUUUUAUUUACUGUUGUCUCAACCCCAUCUUCCGCCAAGAGUUACGCCAUCUUCUGAGAAUGUGCAGAAGGAGACGGAGCGUGGCGGUGGAGCUAGAGCUGGAGGAUCAACCCGCCGCCGUGUGCCCUCCGUGUCGCAGGACAGCCUGGCCCGACAAUGACGAGUCGCCAAGGCAGGGGCAGGCUUUGCCGCAGCCCAGCCAACCCCCAUCACAGAAGUGCCACACUGUAUCCGAGAACUCGCGACAUUUUAAGGAUGCGCAUGCCCUCUGCCCUGCCAGACAGGUUCUCACAGGGCGAAGUGAUAUCCUUUCAGUUGAGCCCAUUGUGCCUGUGAGUUGA
Nerophis lumbriciformis (worm pipefish) is the source of this 1308-nucleotide messenger RNA. The record is from RefSeq and is a predicted model, not a curated record. NCBI's taxonomy places the organism in Eukaryota, Metazoa, Chordata, Actinopteri, Syngnathiformes, Syngnathidae.